This is a messenger RNA of Polyodon spathula (Mississippi paddlefish), 3522 nucleotides long. RefSeq names its product 39S ribosomal protein L28, mitochondrial-like. The transcript has 6 exons. NCBI's taxonomy places the organism in Eukaryota, Metazoa, Chordata, Actinopteri, Acipenseriformes, Polyodontidae. Gene Ontology annotation, cellular component: mitochondrial large ribosomal subunit. The record is from RefSeq and is a predicted model, not a curated record. Gene Ontology annotation, molecular function: structural constituent of ribosome. Bases 125 to 886 code for a protein of 253 amino acids.
UUUGACUUGGUGGGCGGGACCGUCUAUAGGAAGUGGAAUUGUUGCCCUUGGUGAGGAAACGUGUGUCCGGAUUAGAAACGGCUGAGGAGUAGUUUCUGGGGCUUUGUUCCAGUAUUCCUUGCAGAUGCCUCUCCACAAGUACCCUCCGCGGGUCUGGGAAGCUCUGAAGCUGAAGCAGGGGAUCUACACCCGGCUGCCAGGACACUACCUGCGCUCCCUGCAAGAGAGUCGCCCGCCCGCCGCGGUGCACUGGAAACCCCUGGGGGUCAGCUCCCACGUGAACCCCAAGACAGGGCAUCGUGAGCGGGUGCAGGAUGUUCCCAUCCCUGCCUACUUCCCCCCGGAGUCUCAGAGCGGCAUGUGGGGGGGUGAGGGCUGGAUAGUGGGAUACAGAUACGCCAACAACGACAAGCUCUCCAACCGUCUGAAGAAGGUGUGGAAGCCCCAGCUGUUUAACAGGGAGCUGUACAGUGAGAUUCUCGACCACAAGUUCAAAAUCGCAGUGACGGCGCGCACGCUGGACCUCGUCGACGCAGUUUACGGGUUUGAUUUCUACAUCCUCCGGACUCCACAGGAAGACUUGAACUCCAAGCUGGCGAUGGAUUUGAAAAGGGCCAUGCUGUUGCGACUGGCUUGCAAAGACACUGAGAUGUACCCUGAAAACCCAGCAAAGAGAGAGACUGUAUUUAACAAAUACAAGGAGUUUGUGAUGCCUUUGGAGGAGGUUGAGUGGGUAGGACUCAGCCUGGAAGAAGCUGUGGAGAAGCAGAGGCUGCUGGAGAAGAAGGACGCUGAGCCUCUGUUUAAAGGCUUCGUGGAGGAGUUGGUGCAGGAGCUUGCCACUCGGAAGCUGUCCGAGCCAGAGAUUGUGGAGAAGAAAUCCUGAAGAGUGGGUCUAGGUAGCCUAGUGUUCAUCUUCUGGUGAGGACCUCAGCGAGAGUAUCCAAGCAGAUCUGCCAGGGUAGAGACGAAUAUCAGAUCCCCACUGCACUGCAGUUUGGCUCAAACUGCUGUGCAAUAGAAGCUUUACUGCCAUCCUUGCAGAGUCCAAGGAACCUAUAGUCAAUGACACACCACUAACCCUAACCCUGUACUCUUCUCCCAGUAAACAUCUGGACUUUAAACAACCCACUAAGUGUUAUGUUUCACAAAUUGCUAUAUCCACAUAUCUGGUUUUGGGUUUCUUCUGUUCGGAAUUCCCGUAUUUAUUUAUUUAAGCUUUGCUUUGUAAGUUUGUUUCUCGAAGAAUCGUAAAAUUCCAAUAAAAUGCAAUGUUUAGUGAAUGAUAUUUAGGCUGGUUUGUUUGUUCAUCUUCUGUAGCUGUUUACCGAUGGAAGUGAAGUUGUUGAAUGUCACAUUGUUUUGCCAGCGUCUUGUAUUGUAGUGGCUAGACGAUCCGAACGGGACUGAAGUUUCGAGUGGGGGGGCGUGGUUUGCGUACUGUUGGAACACCAUCUCUCCAAGCGCCGCUGAUGGUGCACCUCACCUUAAGUGCAGGAUGCGAUAGGGAGAGUUUUAUAUUUCCGACUACAUGAAUGUUCUGAAUCUUAUUAUACUGUCAGCUGGACGAGGUGAAUUCAUUCCAAAUAGCAGUUGUACGGAACCUGUGAUUGAUACAUGCAGGUGAUCUCUGAAUCUCCUGUAAUGUCUAGUUGCUGAUUGGAUUGCAGACUGCAGAUGGAAUUGCCUGCAGCUCCAGUUUGAUAUUGGGUUGAAAUAGGAUUGUCCACCAGAUGGCGCCACGCAACCUACACAUUUUCUAGUGCAGUGCACGUACUUAAACACUAUAGUUACACUGAGACUGUGUGUUUUUGUUGCCUUGUAGUCCUGGAUCCCCUUGUGGUCAGUUGUGAGUUUUGUAUUCAACACUUGUAAUUCUGAAUGAAUUCUGUUACUAGCCCCUGCUGGGCUUCAGGAGGGUAACAGAACCUGGAGAUAUCUGUAGGCGUGCGUCUUUCUUUCAUCGCAUAUUAAUAACAUAAGACAACUUAUCGACAAGAAGAGGGCAUUUUGCCCAUCAGAGCUCGUCCAAUUCCAAGUAGCCAAUUUGAUCUCAAAACUUUGUCAAAUUGGGUUUUAAAGGAUUUCAGUGAUUCACAUGGCUAGGUAGCCCAUUUCAUACCCUUCCCACACUGUGUGAAGAAGUGUCUCCUUCCCUAAGUAUCUCCACUUAUUUCCAAUUGUGUUUUCAGGUCCUGGUUUAAAGUAUUGGUUAGGGGUUAACUUUAUUGUGGUCAUGAGCGAUUGCUGUAGAACCACUGAGUGGGAUGUAGGCUAUACUUGUUAAAGAGGAACUACUGAUGGGGAAAUCAAUCGCAUCAACAAAAGAGAGGUCCUGUUUCUCAUGAAAAAGGCUGUAACUCCAGCUAUCAGUCCAGAAGCACCUAGGAAGAUGCUUCUGAUCAACAGCAUCUCAACAACAAAGAGCAGGCUGCUUUCACAUCAAAAAAAAAAAAAAAAAAAAAAGUCUUUUGUGGUGUUUGUUUUGCUGUGUCGGCAACAUGGAUUUCUGAGGUGUACAGUCCCAAUCCUAUCCCAGUUCCUCUUUCACACAGCGAUUGUGGUCAGAGACACUAAUAAACAUAUGCACGUCACAGGUUGUAUUCUGAGCUGCACACAGUUGUAACAUUGAGGAGAUCUGUACUCUUACUCCAGUCAGCAAAUAUGCAUUACGUAGGGGAGUAACACAGGCCAGCCUACUCUAUUUGAGUGUUUAUUUGGGCCUCAAAGGCCCUUUUCUCACGGGCACAAACUUUUUAUUGUUUUACAAAUGAUUUUUACAAUUGGCAGGUGUCACUAUAUAUCCUAAAUAAUACUUGAACAUCUCGGGCCACAUAUUCAAAAUGAAUUCAUGAGACGCCUGCUGAAGAAUAUCCUUUUAAAGCGUUGCAUUAUUGCAUUUACUCUGGUCCUGUGUUUUUAUUUUUUAGUAAGUCUGUCUUGCUUUAGACGCCUGCCGUAGGCAUGUGUGAUACAGGCUAGAUCAAUCUGUGAUAUCUGGCACAGUAGUCUCCAUGUAUUGGAACACCUCCUAAGGAAACGCCCUUGUGGUGAAGCAGAUUUUUCCCAUUGUAAAUGUUCCUGCUAAAGUAACAGGAACUUUGCUUAAAAGAACUUUUGGCGCUGCUCAAGAUGUGUUCACAACUGACGCAGUACCGUUUUGUAACCUGAUCGCUCCUCAUCAUCAAACUUAAAUUCAAAUGGCUUAUUCAGUCUUUUCAAAAGUUUUGGCGUUUCCCAUUCUGGUGAGCUGCUUCACCACUCUGUCAAAUAAAUUUAUACAUGUAAUGAAUAUUGCAUCUGUACAGGUACUCAUAAUGAACCUAGAGCUGCUGCUAAGGUGUGUAGGGGUGCUGUGUUAAUUUAGUGUGACAGUUUAUUAAUGUUGGUUUGCUUGUUGCUUCAUUAUUAUAGCUUAUUAACAUACACCUGACUAUUGCUUUUCUCUUAUUCUGUUCAUUUCUUAUGUUGAUGCACCUACAUCAUAUCAAGUAAAAAAAAAAAUAAAAAUUAUUUGAUUCA